This is a messenger RNA of Colletotrichum godetiae, 633 nucleotides long. RefSeq lists its product as uncharacterized. Lineage: Eukaryota; Fungi; Ascomycota; Sordariomycetes; Glomerellales; Glomerellaceae. The record is from RefSeq and is a predicted model, not a curated record. The coding region runs from base 1 to 633 and encodes 210 amino acids. The transcript has a single exon.
AUGAGGACCACACAAUGCCAAGUUCCCUCCCAUGUUGCUCUUGUUGUUGUUGCUGUUGAUGUUGUUGUUAUGAUGAUCAUUGCUACACAGUGCCGUCGCGAUGUCUCAAGAUCUAGAGCGUCAGAGGAGGGCGAAUUAGGAGCUUUCAACGAUGUCCACACAAAGAAGAAUCUGCUGAAUGCCAAAUUGACCUGGCUCUUGGUGCCACAGCAGCCGAAAGAUGUGACGGCUAAAGUGAUGGGUUCAAACGGCCAUGUACACUUCUCCAGGCUCAUGACUUUGUCUCGCACGAGCCCUUCUUACUUGCCGGAUAAACUACCAUCGUCUAAAACCCCUAACGAUUCUGUUUUCCCUAAUAACGGGCGUCUUGGCCGAACCAUUUGUGAAAUUUUGCGAAUCACUGUCCUUAGGGAUGAGAAGAGACGAACAAGCAGGAGGACUAGUGGAUUGAUUGAAAGAUGCAGACCGUUUUGCACACAUUAUUUUAGACUUGUCUUGCUUGUCAAAGUACCGACACCUCGGGGGCUUGGGUCAUUGGGAGAUGAAAAACGCAAAAUGGCCUUGUUUGUCAAGCCGUUAGACCCCCUUCGUCUCGCCUUCCCGCCUAUUCGCCUGCCCGGCUUUUCCGCCUGA